Messenger RNA from Argiope bruennichi, 1205 nucleotides. Its product is annotated as histidine-rich protein PFHRP-II-like. Lineage: Eukaryota; Metazoa; Arthropoda; Arachnida; Araneae; Araneidae. The record is from RefSeq and is a predicted model, not a curated record. The transcript is spliced from 6 exons. The coding region runs from base 421 to 1065 and encodes 214 amino acids.
UGAACGUCGAAAUGAUGCGCCCACGUUUAUUCAAUUAAGUGCUCAAAUUAUUACACUACCCUUUCGAAAGACUGCAUCAAAUUUUGAAAACGAAGUCAGUGUACGUUCUCCGACAUUUUUAUUCAACCAAGCUCGAUGAGGCGCGGUUUGAAGAAUUAUUGAUGUACAUCCACAUCAUAGGAAAAGAGGAUAAAUGAAAAGUACUUCUUAAUUCAAAAGUAUUCAACUCUAUCAGAAAGAAAAACAAAUCAGUCAAUUGAAAUGGAAAGUGACCACACCCAAGGGCAAGAACUGUAACCGGUUCGACACUCAGCAGCAAAUUGACCACCUUUUGGUAUAAAUAGAAGGUCCAGAGUGGAAAAAUCCAUCAAACAAGCUCUCUCUUCAAGGGAACUACAUCCGUUCUCCAACUUUUCCAUCAUGAAAGUGAUCGCUAUCGUUCUCCUCAUGGCUGGUGCCGCUAUGGCUCAGUAUGGUUCUCACCACGCCCCAGUCGUCCACCAAGUGGUUCAUCAACCUGCUGCAUAUGGUGCCGCUUCCACCGGACAUGCCUAUGGAGCCCAUGGACAACACGCCUCUGGAUACGCCACCCAUGGAAACGCCCACCACGCUGACCGAGGGCACUACGCUGACAGGGCACAUGCCGCUCAUGGACACCAUAAUGUUGGAGCUUCUUCCAGCCAUGAUGCCCAUGGAGCCCAAGGUUCCCACUAUGGCAAGUACCGAAACGUCGGAGCUUACGCCAGCGACAAGGGAACCGGAUACGAAAAGGCCUACGCCUACGACAAGAAGGCCGGACACCACGCCGUCCUCGCCGACCACGGUGCCCAAGCCAGCAGGUACGGAGUUGCCGACAGGGCUGCACACCACAAUGUUGGAGCUUACGCUCAGGCCGGACACGACAGACAUGGAGCCCACGACAGAUACGCCGCCCAGGCCCAUGGAGUCCGAGCCCACGACAACGCCGCUUACGGACGAUACAGCACUGGACACCAACAGGCUUACCACCACGCUCCAGCAGUCGUUGCCUACCACCAAGCCCCAGCACAUUCCUACCACUAUUAAAAAUCUCACUUUAAAUUAUUGGCUCGACUUUCAUGACUGGAAAUGGACAAAGAAUGACUCUUCGUUUCCGUUAUUGUUACAUUAUUUAUUAAAUUUGUGUAAAAAAAUGAAAAACACCAAUAAAAAAUUUUUAAAACAUA